AUGUCCCAGAGAACCACAGCUCGAGGGGAUGAAGUUUGUUAGAUUUGAUUUUUUCCGUUUUUAUUAUUAAUUUCAGUGGCAACACCUAUUAACAAUCCAGAUUAGUAAUCAAAAGCCAAUUGUGUUGAAAUAUGACCCUUUUGAGGAGCUUCUUUGGUGUGGUACUUCUAAUGUUCGUUAUAUUCAUGACCAAAGGAUUCAAAAUAUGGCUUUAGGGAAGAGUUUCUUCAUAUUCAGCAACGAAUCAGUUUAAUCGCCAUUCGGCCUUUCGUUCAUCAGUCACUGGCCCAGUUCACGCUUUAGAAAUAACAGAUGGUGCCAUAUUUUCUUUAUCAGACAAUUCAUUAAAAUCAAACUCAAGACAUGGCGUGAGUUUGUCAACCUUCAGGUUUUGAAUAAUUUCAAAAAAAAAGUAAAAUUUUGGUGUUUUAGAACUCCUGAUAUGAAAAAAAUGUGUUCGCUUUUUCGUAUUCCGAAUUCGACAAAUUUUGUGUUGGGAGGAACUGGAGACGUGCUCAUGAUGUAUGACUUCGUCAAAGAGAAAGAGUUGCGAACAGUUAAUUUUAAUUCGUUUUUCAAGUCGGGUUUUCAUCAUUUCAGACGCAUAUUUCCGAAAAUGGCGCAGUAAUAACGAGAUCAAAUGGGGGCAAUUUAUUCACAGCGGAUUCUUCUGGAGGGGUAACCAAACAAGGAAUCUUUAGUGCUUGAAAGUCUCAAAUUUCUUCAGAUAACAAUGAGAAAUCCGAAAACGUUUGAAGCUCUUCAAAAAAUGUCCUGUCAUGGGGAGCGAAUAAGUGAUUUUGACGUUCAAGGCUCGAAAUUGAUCACUUGUGGUUGUUCUAUGAGGUUUCGAUUGGAGAUUUGUAAGGUUUUUAAAAUGAUAUCACAGAUUCAAAGCAGCGCAUGGUGAUCCGUUCGUCAAAGUUUACGAUUUGCGGAGUUUUAGAGCCUUAAACCCGAUUCCUCUGAGCUACGCGCCAGUUUUUUCACGUUUCAUGCCUUCUUAUUGUGAAAAGAUUGUCGUAGUGUCACAGGUUUGCUACAGAAAUUGUUGGACUUCAGAAACGGCAAUUAAUUUCCCUCAUGUUUCAGUUUUAAGUUAUAAGUAUGAUCCUAUAUUAGAGCAAGAUUUAGGAAAAGUCCAGGGUUUUCAGAGGUUUUGAAAGAGAUCUUCAGGCUGGACAUGUCAGGAUAUCGGAUUUAAACGCGACUGGCGUAGGAAUUCCCAUAAUAGUUGACACCAAUGGUUUGCCGCUCAAUACUUUUGAUUUUUCGAGUUCUAAGCAAUUUAUGGCGUUUGGAGCUGGCGAAUUUUCCAGUAUAAUAUCAACUUUAUCAGUUUUAUACGAUUGAAAAUUUUUCAGCUCAUAUUAGUUUGUAUAGUGAUCGAGAUUCGGCAGUGAUAAACGAAAACUCUUGGGAUUCGGUUUUCGCUGAUCCAGCUGUGAGGAGAACUUUGAAAACAUCAAUAAAUUGAUUGAUUGAAGCUUGGACCACCACAAUCGUUUCCAAUAGAAGAUACAUCAACUCCAUUGGCUUCAGUUCCUGUACCUUUUCCUGAAGAUGACACCUUAUUUAGUGAUUGGCCACCGGAAAUGUGUGAGCCGGCGUAUAGGUUAGACAGUUAUUCUUUAUUUCAAUAAUUUUUUUACUGAACUAUUCAAAAAGUAUGAAGAAAGCUUUUUUUAGCAUAAUUCUUUCCUUAAAAUUCAAAAAAUGAGACAUUUUCCAGAAGAAUGAAGCCGCCGAGACAACACGCCGACAUAAAAUCAGUUCAUUUCGUUCAACAGGCAAAAAAUCCAUUUGCCACCACUAAACUGCGUCUUCAUAACGUUGUCCCUUACAUUUUAGAGACCGAAGAUUCGAAGCGUUUGCCUUUUAAUGAUAAAAACAAACUUCAAAAAAGUUAUUUAGCAGUUGAGUACAAAAUAGAGACUGCCAGCCUCGUCGUUCCUCAAAUUUUCCGAAAAUUGAAUAGGUUGAAUCGUCGGGGACAGGUUUUCUGAAGAGGAUAUUGAAAAAUAUUCAAAAUAUUGUUUGAGAUUGAGGACAGCUCAAAUAUUCUGAAAUACAACUCCACGAAACACGUUCCCAUUGAAACGACGUCGCAUAGUCUUCUCGUGAAUCCAUUGGCAACGGUAUACAAAUAAAAAAUAAAGAAAAAUAAAGAAGGAUUCAGGCUUUAUAUCAUGUUCCGGCGCUUCGAAACGUUUUCUACUCGCAUUUGUGUUUAAAUGGAUCUUGUGUCGCUUGUCAGCUUCGAUUUUUGUUCACGAUGUUGAGCGAUCGCGUUUUCGCGCUUCCAGAAGCCGCUAGUGUUCGUUUCGGAACAAUUUCGGGUUGAAAAUCGAAAGAUCUCAAAAAAAAAAGUCAUGAAAACGGCUUUAUCCUGCUUUUGUAGUCAGAAAUUUUGAAAGAACUCUUUUUCGAUGAUGAAAAAUAAAAUGAGAAAUCAAACAUAUUUAGAAUUCAUUUUAUCAACCUUUUGUGGAACGUACAUAGUCGGAGUCCAUUUGUUAAGUUUAUGAAAGCCAAAACAGGGAAUGAAAAAAAAAAUGCAAAAAACUUUCUUGGUUUUUGACGCCUGGAAAGCCUUUUGAAGGCUUUUUUACAAUUCUGCAGCAAAACUUAAGAUUUUUCGAGCUUUAUCUGUGUUUUAAAACUAGUAGUUUUGGUUCAAGUUAGAUUUUUCUCCCUGAAAAUCCAAAUAAAAUGCAAAAAAAAAAGUUUUCAGAGCAUGAAUCUUAUCCGAUCAAUGGCCGCGGCGGAUCCUUCAAUAUUUACCGAUGAUAUUUUGAAAACCUCCCAAAUUGCUCUCAAUUGUCUACUUCGUGCUGCUUUAGGGGUACCUUAAAUGUUGAAAAUUUCCGCUUAAUUUGGAAAUUCAGGCUUCUGAAAGUUUAGUCAAUGAAACGGAGCUUUCUGAUCCUGAAAAAGCUGUGGUUGAGUCUCGUUUCAAUGUAACUUCAAGGUGAUUUUUGAAAUGAGCUUACUUUUCUGAAACUUUAUUCGAGUUUGAAGUUGAAUUUUCUGGAAUAAAGUAAAAAUUUGUGAAAAAUUUCGAUUCAGAUGCAUCCGUUGUGGAAAAGCUACUAGCGCCACGACAAAACAUGGAUGGAUUACGUUGAAUUAUGCGCUGGGACAAGGUUUUCAUCCCGAAAAACGGCUGAAAGUUAACAAGAAAUCAUUUUUCAAGGGAUCGCCCACACGACUUUUUGCUCUCUCCUUGAAAAAUCGCUCCAUUUGGGCGGGCAGGUGGAAAAGGAGUGCCAAGAGUGUAAAUCUGUGGUUAGUUUUUGCUCGGGAAAUUUAAAAAUGAAGUUUCGGGCUGAUUUUUCAGGUGAUGUUGUUCAAAAAGCAUUUGUGGUUUUUAGGUUUAAGAUUAAGGAAGAAUGAAGAUCUGUGGUGAAAUACUUCUGAAAAAGGUUUCGAGAAUUAUCGUUUUUUUUUCUCUUGGAUAAAAAUGACCUCUUUCAACGGAUUUUCUCCAGUAAAAGAUUUUUUUUUGUUGAUAUUUUGUAUUUUCCAGACGAGAAUGGAAGAAAGCCGUCGCGUGAAUACCCUUGCACCUGUACUUCUAGUAGAUGGAAAUGCUGGCAGCGAAAAAUUCAUCGAAUUUUGGCAGAAACAUUUGGCGGUUUUAUACGUAAAACUUAUAUUCAAAUACCUUUUCUGUUGAAAAGAUCAACGAGAGGCGGCCGAGGUAUAAGAAGCCGGAAAAUGAAUGCGUCCUUGGUGAGAGGAUCAAGCCUGAGAAACAGUGUCGAUUCGGGUCGGCUUGUAGGAAUCGGUGGGUUUUUUGAUGCGAAAGAUAAGCGACGGCCUGAAGAGACGCGAGAGAAAGAGACUUUUUCAGCUUCUCUGGCGUCUCUUCAGGCUGUUGUUGAUCUCUUUCUUUUCACUCUAACUUAUGUCUUUCACCUCGGGCAAAAUCGAAAUGGUGGAUAAGGGCUGCUAAAAGGAAGAGGCUUAAAAAAGGCGGCAAAAAGGAGUCCUUUCAUAAAGCCUUUUAUUUUUUUCGUAACUAUAAAGGCUCAAAAAAUGGUUUUAAAAAAACUAGAGUCAGCAAAAAUGGUGCAAAAGUGACGAUGAAAUGGCGCAAAAAGGUAUCAAGUAAGGAGCCUUUUUCACCCUAAAAGGAACAUUUUUUUGGAGCCUUUUUCCACCCUUUCUGACUGUGGCUAUGAAAGCUGAAAAAAUGAAGAAACCUUUUUUCUCCGCCUUUUUAUUCUUAGAAUCAUUUUCCUCGUUAACCUCGCUCUGAAAUUCACAUUUUUUCUGAAAAUUCCCACUACUCUUUAGCUCAUUUCUCGCCUGUUUUAGGCCAUCCUGCAAGUUUUCUCAUGGAAACAGCGAUUGGGAGGCUGAAUGUGAGACUUGGCUUGAAGAUACUGGAGGAGAUUGGAAGCAUUUCGUGCCGAAUAAGUUUUCCGUUGAGGUAAUUCAGCUUUAGGCUGAUUUUCUGGUGAAAUUUGCUCUUUUCCGCCGCUUUCUUGAGGAGUUUCAAGUGUAAUUUGUCAUUUAAAGCGCAAAAUUUGAAUUUUUUCGGUUUCUUGUCUUAUUGAUCAGUUGCUGAAGUUAAAAAGUUAAAAAUAACAAAUUUUAUAGAUUUCUUUCUUGUGUGUUUUUUCUAAUUUUUCCAGCUUUUCUUUCACUUUUUCAACGAUAAGAGUCAUUUUUUCUUAUCUCUUGUUCUUAUUCUGUUCAAAUUUAAGAUAGCUGACAACGGAAUUGUUCGAUUAUCAAGCCAAGAAUCGCUGGACGUCACUACCAAAGGCCGAACUUAUAAAUUGGUCAGUUUUGAUAUUUUUUUUCACCAUAAAGGCUUUUUUUUCCAGGUUGCCAUGGUGGAAACGAUAGGAACCGGUGAAAAACCCGGCGAUUGGACCCAUUCUGUUGUUUUGUUGAAGGAUGAGAAAGAGAGGUUCUUUUUUAGGAUUUUUUUGAGCUUUAAGAGAGGAAAAAAAAAGUUUUCGAUAUGAAUAGCAAGUCCUGGCAAUUUCGAAUAUUUUCGAGUAUAUUUAUUUGGAAAAAAAUUUUUUGAGUUUACCAAAGUGAGAUUGUAUGUUGGAUUUUGUUUCAGAAGCCCGAAAAUUUUUUUGAUUUUUCGCUAGAAUAGGCUUAAUUUCAGCAGUUUCUUGUAACACUUUGUCCUAACUUCAUUACAAAAAUGAAAUGUAAAAAAACUUGCGAUGUGAGGUUUUUCCGUUGACUUUUUGAACCUAUAUAGUAACCCUGGUUGUCGUGAGGUUUAUAAGUUUCUUCAGAUUUUCAGAGUUUUCAGAGCGUCUAGUUUAAAACUAUAUUUUGAAUUUUUUUUUUAAUAUUUGACCUUCUAGGGUGCCCUGGGCGGUUAUCAAUGAACUUUUGGUGACACGGAUUCACGAGGAUGAAGCCUUGCAUUUGGAUGCUCGAUGGAGAUUGCCAGUUCUGUUGGUUUAUGUCAAAGAAGAGCAUUCCCUGGACCUCAUGAGUGGUGAAAAUCCAAGGAAUAACUUUGAAAAUGUAUAGAAUUAUUUUAGUUAAAGAAAAACGGUGUUUGAUCCCGCAAUCGGUGUUCUUCACUGACGAGAACUUGACCGGAAAUGAGGAGGUUUUUUUAAAAUUCGGAUUGAGAACUGUAGUAUUCCCUUAAGGGGAAUGAUAUUUAUUGUCAUUUAUCCUUUUUCUUGUAGUGGCCAGUUCUUUAAUUUUGUUAACUUUUAAAGUGGCCACUUCAAAUUAUUUCAGUUGGCUUUCUGAUCUAGAUUUUUUUCUGUCAAUUUUUUUAUUUCCUAAUUUUUUUCUUCUCAUUAUGAGCACGAGAGUUUUUUUGCCAAUUGAGGAAUAAAAUUUAAAAAAAGACUUUUUCAGGUCGCCAGAGAAAGAAGACAGUUGAAGCUUCCGGAAAAGGGCGAAAUUGUCGGAAUCGACGCGGAAUUUAUCAAAAUUUGCCAUGUUUGUAGAUUUUUUUGUAUGUCCUGAAAAAAUAUUAUUUUCAGGCUGUUAAUAGUUUGAUGAAGAAUGUAAUGAGAGCCGCCGCCCGUGUUAGUUGUGUUGAUUCGUCUGGGAAUAAUGUUUUCAUCGAUGAUUAUGUGAUUACCGAUGAGAAGGAUACGGUGGAAGACUACCUGACCAAGUUUAGGUCGGUAAAUUUUUUCGAAUUGUGGUUCUUAUGAUUUAUAUAGCCCAUUCUGCGCCAGCUACCUGCAAAAAAGGUCGUAUACAAAAUUGGAUCAAAAUUAGCCAUUUUCGCUUCAAGACCUUUGUUUUUUGCUGUCCCUUUAGCUGUUUUUAGAGUGGCAUUUUGAUGAAACAUUGCUAAGGUGUACUGUAGGACCAUCAGAUUUCAAAAAAAAGCUAAAACUUCUCGAAAUCGAUUUUUUUUUCGAGUUAUGAAGCUUCAAAGUUAACACACUAAAUCAAUGGUGAGGGACAAGAGGGGAUUUGACACGCGUAUAAACCCUUGACUCCAGUUGGCUACGUGGUGUAGUGGCUUGUGACUUGCAUUGCCGUGGCUAUGGUCAGGGUUCGAGUCCUGUUGAAGAAUUUCGUUUUUGCCAAAACUUUUUCUUAUAAAGCUAUAUUAUUUUUGUUGAAUUUGUUCAAAAGAUUUUCUCAAAAGAUCAUUCAUACUCAUAGCCGGUUAGAAAAUAAAUCAGGUAAGGUUUAUUUGAGCCGAUAACAUUUUUUUCAGUAAACUUUUACAAACUAACAAAAUAAUUAAUAAUAAACUUUUUGAAAGUUGAUUAAACGUAAAAAAACAGUUUCCUAGUAAGCCCUAAGCAGAAUUUUUCGAUGUUGAAAUAUCCCAAUCAACCUUUUUUCAGUGGAAUCCAAAAAGACGACCUCGAUCCGUUGAAAUCGACCAAACAUCUGACUACAUUGAAACGUGUUUAUUUGAAAAUCCUUUACUUGGUUGAAAGGGGCGUCAUUUUUGUUGGCCACGCUCUUUUCAAUGAUUUUUCCGUCUUGAAUAUUUUUGUGAGUUUUACUUCUGAAAGAAAAUGAAAAAAAGUCCUAUUUUAAGGUCCCACCCUCGCAAAUUAUCGACACUGUCCUUUUAUUCCGGCUACCUGCCCAGAGAUUGUUAUCCUUGCAGUUUUUGGUCUUCCAUUUAUUAGGUAAUAAUCGAAAAAAAAAAAUUGAAACUCUGAGGGGUUUUUAGGGGAGAAAAUACAAGAAGACGGACAUGAUUCGGUGGAAGAUGCGAGAUAUGCGUUGAAAGUUUUCAGAAAGUAUGAGGAAUUGAAAAAAAGUGGUGAGUUUUGAAGGGAAAAAUUGGAAAAACAGCAAUUUUUCAUUUAACAUCCAUUUUCUUUGGCCAAAUGAAUGAAAAAAAAGUCUUUUUUUUCUGAAUUAAAGAAGUUUCAUGAUUUUCGUUGCUCUCAAAAGAAAACUAAAGCUCAAAUUACAGACAAACUGGACUCUGAAAUCAGAAGAUUGUAUGAAAUUGUGAAAAGUUCGCUUUCCUCGCCGGUAAAAAGCGUUUCUCCAACUGAAACUCGAAUUCCUGUCACCCUUUAGAACCUCUAGAUUUUUUUUUCUUUGUACCAAUAUUCUUGUCGUUUUCCCUAGUCUUCAGAGCAUUUUCUUGUUAUUUUCACGGUUCGAUUGUACAAUUUUUACAAUUAUUCGUUUGUAUAGAUCUGUUUUGUUUCGUCAAGUUUGGUAAUAAUAAUCUCAUCUGUGUACUAACAUUGUGCAGCUACUUACGUUAUAUUUGAUUAUGUAAAAAAUGUUUGUAUUUUGGCAUAUUAUCGACCUUUGUUCUAUGUAAAUUGAUAUGGUUGUGAAAUUGUGCAUAAUUGUUGCCCCCCAAUGAGAAUUUUUUCAUCCUAAGCCAGCAAGAUCACCUGAUUUUUUAGUAUGGGUUAUUCUUGUUGAGCUCUUCCCUCUUCUUGACAUUAAAAAAAUUGUAAAACUAAUAAACAUGAACAAAUUGCAAUUGCGCUCCAUGGAAGUGUGAAAAGGGUUGCGAAAUCUUUCGACUAUUUUAUAGAAAACAGGCUCUUCUUUGUUAUAUACUUGUUGUAUAUCUGUUCAAGAAGGUAAUUAUUGAGAUUUGGGGCUUCGAAUCUUGAUUUUUGCCUUGGCCUGAAUAAAACUGAAAAAAAGUGGAAUUUUUUUAAAUGUGGAAAAAAAGUAGUUUUUUUCUUAGUUUUUGAAUAAAAAAAGUAAAAAAAACGCUGUCGAGCGAAAAAUCCCUUUUUUUGUUUUAAUUUGGAUAAAAAGUCCAACUUUAAAGCUUUAAGAACUAAUAAGCAUUUUUUUAAAAAAAUCUGAGUUCAAGGAAUUUUUUUAAAUAAUUUGUAUCGAAAACUCUUGAUAUUAAAAGGUCAAAAAAAUGUUGUAUUUUCCAAGGUUUUCCGUUUUUGUUAAAAAAAUGGGUAAUUUAGCAUAUCGUAUGAUAUUUUUUUAAGAUAAUUUAAAGACAUUUUCAAAUAAUUUGAAUCGAAAACCAUGUAUUUUUUUGUCAGAAAUGUUGCAUUUUUCGAAGGUUUUUUUCCGUUUUUUUCUUUGUAGUUACUUGAGUAAUUUAGGAUAUCAUAUGAUAUUUUUUAAAGAUGCCACGUCCCGCCAAACGGCGUGGAAAAAUGGGAAACCUACAAUUCGGAGUACAACGCUGAGGAAGGCUUUAGCAAUGCUGGAAUCGACAAGCAAAUUGAAAAAGAAACCGCGGCGCCAGGUUUUUCGGAUUUUAGAACAUAAAAAAAUCAUUUUUGUAGUAAAAAUUUCAAAGUGAAAUGUUCAGUUCCCAAGGCGGCGUCUCAAAAUUUGGAUGGAGAAACUACGAGUGUAGCGACGGACGAAUUCGGCAGCAAGGAUUACAGAAAUGAUAUGCCUUUGAAGGUAGAAAGUUAAGAAAAAAAUGAAAGAAAGCGCAUUUUUUGAUGGGAAAACUUUCAGGCAGUAUAAUUUUUUUAAGUUUUAAAAAGUUUAAAAGAAAAUCGAAGUAAACAGUUGAUUUUCAAGGAGGAUAAUUUCUUUUAACUGUAAAGUUUUUUUUCUGAAAAUGACUUUUUUUUCAGAGAAGGAUCAUUUUUAUCAAGCGGAGAGUUCCUUUUGAAGAGAAACACUAUUAUUGACUGAAAAAUUAUGUUAUUUCAAAGAGAAGGAUGAAUAACAAUAUAGAAAAAAACGCUUUUUCUGAAAGCUGAAAAAAAUCAUCGUUUUGAAAUAACCUAAGCUUGAACUAGAAUUUCAGAAAGAUAAUCUAUUUUCCUCAUAUUUAUCUAUUCUCGGAUUAAAAGUAGAUUUUUAAAGGUCAUGAGCGUCUUUCGGAUCAAAUUUGACUGGAAGAAAAAUUUUACUUCGACAAUUUUUAGUUUUUUCAAACAAUGAUUGAUUUACUAACUAUGUUAAAAAUUUUUUUUGGAAAGUCAUUCGAAUUUUUUCAGCCCGACUUUUCUCACCGACCUCUGUGGGUGGCUCCUGACGGCCAUAUCUUCUUGGAAUCGUUCAGUCCCGUCUACAAACACGCUCGAGACUUUUUAAUCGCUAUUUCUGAGGUCUUUUCUUGGAUCUAGCUAUAAAAAUCCUUGCUGCAGUGUUUAAAGGAGCAUAGAAAAGUUUUGAUGGAUGUUUCAAGGCGAAGAUUUUUGAGGCUUUGAAAAUAUUAGUGCCUUUGAAAACUUCAGCGUGAAUUUGUGAACAAACUAGACAUGGAAGUUUUUUACUUGAUUGAUAAUUUUCUAUUCUUCAGCCAAUUUGCCGUCCCGAACACAUCCAUGAGUACCAACUCACGGCUUACUCGUUAUAUGCCGCCGUUUCUGUCGGAUUACAAACGAAUGACAUUAUCGAGUACCUGGAAAGACUGAGUAAAAGUCAUCUGCCGAAAGGAAUCAUUCAGUUUAUUCAGGUUUUCAAAUGAAAAAAUUGGUUUUUGGGUCAUUUUCUGUAUUAAAUUGAGAAAAAAAGUUUUAUUUUUUUUGUUGAGUUUUUAGUUUUGUCUUUACCUUUCACGUAGAUUUUUUCAUUCUUCUAGUGCUGUGGAGAUUUUUCUGAAGUUCUGAUUUUUUUUAGAAUUUUCCCGCACCUUUUUUUUCAAGUUAGUUCCGGGCCAGUUUGUCACGAAGUAAGCCUAAAAUUCCUUUCUAUUAAAGGCGCAUGCAUAGAAAAAGACCGUGCGCUUCGAAAGGAAGGGAUUUUGUAGCUUGGAAGAACAGGAAAUACUUUUUACGUGUUCAAAAUGAUUCCGUGAAAUCCAAGCCGUUAGAGAAAGAAAAAGAUAACUAAAUCUCGGAGAGCCAGAGAUAUUUUCACAUUCCGCGGAAAUUACUUUGAACACGGCAUUUAGAAGCUGGCGCAGAAUAGGCUAUAACAUUAUUCUGUCACAAAUUCAACUUCCAACCCUUAUUUCAACUCUUUACUUAUCUUAUUUCCAGCUCUGCACCGUCAGUUACGGAAAAGUGAAGCUGGUCUUGAAGCAUAAUCGUUAUUUCGUCGAAUCCCGGCAUUCGGAUGUCAUCCAGAAACUUUUGAAGGACAAAGUCAUUCAAUCGUGUAUUUUGGAUGACCGGGCGAAUGCUGUCCAGCAAGCACAAGUUCGAAAUUUCUAUAUUUAUGAAAAAAAAAUUUUUUUCUCGCUUUUCGUUUCAGGAACUUUAUUCCAAUGCUUUCUUGCUAUUUGAGAUUUUUAAUCUUAAAAAGAUUUAAAAAAAAUCUUAUAGGGAUGCUGGAAAAGUUGGUCGCUUUUUGUAGCCAUUUUUGGACAUUUUGAAGUUUUUUCAGUUCUAAAUUGUUUGAAUGUUCAAAAGGCGUAGAUUUCUCAAUUUCGAUUAGUUUUUGAGGUUCAAAAAUCGAAUAUAAGCGGCCCAAUUUAAGGUUUUUUGUGGUUUUUUCGAUCAAUUUCAUGUCAACCUUAUUUAUCUGGACUUGAAAUCGAAACAUGUGAACUGUGAAAUAGUGUUAAUUAAAAUUUGAGAGCAUGCGAAAACAGAAAAUUCAUUUGAAAUCUGAAGUUUUGUAAAUUUAAUGGCCAGAAUUUUGUAAAACUGCCUUCGAAACAGUCAUAUAAUGAAGAAAUAGGUACUUUAAAACCGUUAACACUUCACAAAAGCUUAAAAAAAUCUUCCAAAACUUGAAGAAAUAGGUGUCAUAAAAAAAUUACCGAACCGACCGACUUUUCCAGCAUGCCGGUCAUCAGAAAAAACAAAACGUCUCUUAAAACGCUUCAAUUUAUUGUUUCGGAGCACCUUGUUCGAGAAAUCUGCGUUUUAAAAAUGCUCUGUGUAUCCGCCAGCUUCUUUUCAAUGUCUCAUUAAUUUUUUAUUUCAAGUUAGAUCGAUUAAGUUUAAAUAAAAGAAGAUAUUUUUCUUCAUCCUGCUUCAAAAAGCUCCUUCUUCCAGCUUCCACAAGAGAAAAUCAAGUUCCCGCAAGGGAAAACCGACGAAAAUGCGGCGAAACAGAAAGAGAACGAAUCUGCCGACGUCCCUCAAGAUAUCGACGAAUUCUAUGGGAAAAUGGAUCGGGACGAUGAAGACGACGCCGAUAUCCGAAGCCUUCAGUUGCUCACCUUUGAAAUUAAACAAGUUUUGGAAAGAAAUAAGUUCUUUGAAUGAUGAUUUUGCCUCAGGAAACCAUCGAAACUGUCCAAAAAAGGUGCAUCGAACUGGAAUAUCCGCUGCUCGCCGAAUACGACUUCCGAAACGACACGAUGAACGCCAAUUUGGGCAUCGACUUGAAGCCGUCGACCACUUUGAGACCUUAUCAGGAGAAAAGCCUGAGGAAGAUGUUCGGAAACAGUCGCGCGAGGUGGAGAGAUCUCAUUGAAAUAUAUGAAUUUUUCAAAAAAAGGAAAAUAUCAUACUGAAAUUGACAGAAUAACGAAAAAAAUACUCCAAAAAAAUAGUUUCGAAAUGGGUUUUUUUCUUGAAAAAUAAAAGGUGAUCUAUAAAAUAAUUAAAAACCCCGAAUAAAGUAAAAAUAUCGUACUAAAAUUGACAGAAAAAAACGAAAAAAAUACUCCAAAAAAAUAGUUUCGAAAUGGGCAGUUUCUAGGAAAAAAAUAAAUAAAAAAAUAAAAGGUGAUCUAUAAAAUAAUUGGAUAAAAUCCCGAAUAAAGUAAAAUAUCGUACUAAAAUUGACAGCAAAACAAAAAAAUACUCCAAAAAUAGUUUCGAAAUGGGUUUUUUUCUGGAAAAAUAAAUAAAAGGUGAUCUAUAAAAUAAUUAAAACCCCGAAUAAAGUAAAAUAUCGUACUAAAUUGACAGAAAAAAAACAAAAAAAAGUAGUGCAAAGAAUAGUUUCGAAAUGGGUUUUUUUCUUGGAAAAAUGAAAGUUGAUCUAUAGAUUAAUUGGAACGAUAUAAAAUCCCGAAUAAAGUCAAAUAUCGUACUAAAAUCGACAGGAAAACGAAAAAAAUAGUGCAAAAAAGUUUUGAAAUGGGUUUUUCUUGGAUUUAUAGGUGAUCUAUGGGGUCUUGCGAAGUUAGGUUUAAAAAAAAAAUGAAUAAAAAGGGAUCUAUACAGUAAUUGAAAAUAUAUAAAUUUUCAAAUAAAGCGAAAAAAUCUUACAUUUGCAAUAGAAAAACGGAAGAUUGGCUUGUAAAAAACUUUGAAAUGGGUUUUUGCGAAGUUAGGUUUAAAUAAAAAAUUAAUAAAAAUUGAUCUAUACAGUAAUUGGAACUAUAAAAAUCCCGAAUAAAGUCAAAUAUCGUACUACAAUCGACAGGAAAACGAAAAAAAUAGUGCAAAAAUAGUUUCGAAAUGGGUUUUUUUCUUGGAAAAAAAUAAAUAAAUAAAAGGUGAUCUAUAAAAAUAAUUAAAAACCCCGAAUAAAGUAAAAAUAUCGUACUAAAUUGACAGAAAAACAAAAAAGUAGUGCAAGAAUAGUUUCGAAAUGGGUUUUUUCUUGGAAAAAAAAAAUGAAAGUUGAUCUAUAGAUUAAUUGGAACGAUAUAAAAUCCCGAAUAAAGUCAAAUAUCGUACUACAAUCGACAGGAAAACGAAAAAAAUAGUGCAAAAAUAGUUUCGAAAUGGGUUUUUCUUGGAAAAAAAAAAAUUUAUAGGUGAUCUAUGGGGUCUUGCGAAGUUAGGUUUAAAAAAAAAAAUGAAUAAAAAGGGAUCUAUACAGUAAUUGAAAAUAUAUAAAUUUUUCAAAUAAAAGCGAAAAAAAUCUUACAUUUGCAAUAGAAAAAAACGGAAGAUUGGCUUGUAAAAAAACUUUGAAAUGGGUUUUUGCGAAGUUAGGUUUAAAUAAAAAAUUAAUAAAAAUUGAUCUAUACAGUAAUUGGAACUAUAAAAAAAUCCCGAAUAAAGUCAAAUAUCGUACUACAAUCGACAGGAAAAACGAAAAAAAUAGUGCAAAAAAAUAGUUUCGAAAUGGGUUUUUUUCUUGGAAAAAAAUAAAUAAAUAAAAGGUGAUCUAUAAAAUAAUUGGAUAAACUACCGAAAAAAAGUAAAAUAUCGUACUAAAAUUGACGAGAAAAACAAAAAUAGUGGAUGAUUUGCUGAAAUUUCUGUUCAUCCAUGGGCAGACCAUAUUCAAAGGCCCCUCCUCCCAAGUUUUCUUAAAUUAAAGUUUAUACUACCGUCCUGAGGCUAAAGCUUGUAUCAUUGCGGCCAAAAAUACCUCCCGGAGGUUGAAACUUGAUUUUAGUCACUAGUUUUCCAAAAAUGUUUUGAGCCCUUCUCCCGGGCUGAAUGAGUUCUGUACCAUCUAUAAUUUUAUUCUUUUUUUCUUUUUUUUUGCAUUGAUGUCCUCGGGAUUUUUCUUGAAAAAUGUCUUUUUUUAGAUCCGGUGUCAUUGUACUACCUUGCGGUGCAGGAAAGACACUAGUCGGUGUGACUGCCGUUACGACAGUCAACAAAAGAUGUCUGGUCUUGGCCAACUCCAAUGUGUCUGUGGAGCAGUGGAGAGCUCAGUUCAAGGUUUUCAUGAUAAUUCAGACGAAAAAUAAAGGUUUUAUGUAUGAUUCCAGCUGUGGUCAACGAUUCAAGACAAGCAGUUGGUGAGAUUCACGAGGGAGGCUCGUGAUCCGCCGCCUUCUGGAGCUGAUGCUAGCAAGGUUCUGGGAGCCUGAACUUUUUAAAAAAAUAACAUUUUUGACAAAAGAAAUAUAAAAUAAACUUUAAAAAAAGGAGGAACUUGAGAUAUAUGAAGGUAGAGAGUCGAAGAUCGGACUUUAAACUUCGAAAAAAAUUAAAAAAAUUUGAAGAUACUUUAACUGAUUCAUUUGUUUUGAAACGUCUCAAGUUGUUCCAUUUUUUUCAAGAAUCUUUGUGAAAUUUUUUUGUAAAUCGGCUUUUUUUCCCGAAAAAUUUUUCAACUUACGAUGAUUAUUUGAAACUUUGAAAACGUUCCGAGUACUUGCCGGUCAGAAAAUUGAAAAAAAAAGAAUAUUUUUAUGAUACCAUUUUUUGUAUGUAGAGAUAUCUUUCAGUUUUGAAGUCCAGAAUUCGUUUCCAAUCUUUUUGUCAUUCUGAAAACGAAAAUAAGUUGACUAUGAAAUCUGGAAACUUGUGUUGUAAAUUUUAAAAUGAAGUGGAACUGUGUUAAGUUCAGGAUUUAUUACGAAAAAUAAAACUUUCAUUUUAAUUUUUCAGCCCGUCGUCUGUAUCAGCACCUACUCCAUGGUGGCUUACACUGGCCGGAGAACUUAUGCGGCUGAAGAGGCGAUGAAGUUCAUAGAAAGCCAAGAAUGGGGUCUUUUGUUGCUGGAUGGUAGGUUUUCAUAGGAAAAAUCUCUUUUAGGAAUUUUUUCUAUGUUCUAUCAAACUGGAAAAAGGUUAGGUUCUUGUGAGAAAAAUUCGAUUUUUUAGAAGACUUUUUUGGCCUGAAUCAUAGGUUAUUGUAGGAAAAUGUUCAAGCUGAAAAAAUGUUGUGAAAUGCUCAAUUCGAAACCUUCAGAAGUGCACACGAUUCCCGCCAAAAUGUUCCGUCGAGUUUUGACAAUCGUCCAAGCUCAUUGCAAACUCGGAUUGACGGCCACGUUGGUCAGAGAAGACGACAAAAUCACCGACUUGAACUUUUUGAUUGGUUAGUAGAGUUGAAAAAAAAAUGGGCUUCCGGAAAGAAAUUUCAUGUUUUAGUCCAUUCCACCUCAGCUUAUCACGUUUUUAUCCUACGAACUAUAGAACCUUCCAUCCGAUGCGCCUUUAAUAGAAGAAAUCUUUAAGCUGAAUUAAAGGCGCAUGCACCGAGAGAGACCAAGGGAAGCUUCCCAGUAGAUUUUUAUUUGCGUUCAACUCUUCUGGGAAGGUUCCCUUCAAAACGCGUGGCCUAUAUCUGUCCAUGCGCCUUUAAUAGAAAAAAUCUUCACGCUGAAUUAAAAGCGCAUGCACAGAGACAGGCCAAGGGAAGCUUUCCAGAAGAUCUUUAUUCGCGUCAAACUCUUCUGGGAAGGCUCCCUUCUAAACGCGCGGCCAAUAUCUGUUCAUGCGCCUUUAAUAGAAGAAAUCUUUAAUCUAAUUAAAGGUGCAUACGCAGGAAGAGGCGCAGGGAAGCUGCCCGGAAGAUUUUGGUUUCCGUCCAACUCUUCUGGGGAGGUUCCCUUCAAAAUGCGCAGCCUAUAUUCGUCCAUGCGCCUUUAAUAGAAGAAAUUUUCAAGUUGAUUUAAAGGUACAUGCGCAGAGACAGGACGCGCGUGUCAAAGGAAAGGAAAAAUAGUGACAGGAUGGAAUAGAAUAAGCUGUAGAAAAAAUCCCAAAAAACAAUAAUUUUUUCCGUAACAACGAAAAUUCAACGCUCUCAAGGCUGUGUUUUACGAUAAAUCACGUUACGCGAAUCAUUUUGAGGGUCUGAAGACUACGAAACUUCCUUUAGACGCAUUUUUCGAUUAAAAAAUGACUGAAAAUUCGAAAAAAUAACAUUUUUUCUUUGAAUAGGCACUUCAUUUUCGUGAAAGUUGUGAAACUCAACAGUGAUGUUUUUUUUCUGGUUUUUAAGAGUAAAUUAGCUCGAAAGACCAGUUUUUAAGAAUUAUUGUGCUUGGUAGACGAUUUUUUGAAAGGUACCAAACAAUAAAAUUUUUUUCAAGUUUUUUCCCCAAUUGAGAUUUAUUCUCUUUUUUUGAUAGAAAGCUGCAAAGUUGGAUCAUUUCAGGCCCGAAAAUCUACGAAGCCAACUGGAUGGAACUCCAAAAAGCUGGCCACAUUGCCAAGGUCCAGUGCGCCGAAGUCUGGUGCCCAAUGACUUCCGAGUUUUAUUCCUAUUACUUGAGGUUUUUUUGGGAUUUUUGAACUAUCCGAAAUUAUUGCAAAGGGAGACAAGGAGAAAAAAAGAGCCUCGAUAUUUUAAUUCAGUUUUGAAAAUUUGAUUGAAUCUUAGAAAAAACAUUAUUAUUGGUUCAAAAACUGUCAGAAACUAGUUAGAAAAAUUUCUCGAACGGGAAAAAAAUUUUUUUGAAGAUUUUUUUGAGAAGGGAAAAAUAGUUUUUAAAUAGUGAAUUUUUGCCGAAAAUGAUUGGAAAAAAAUGACAGAAAAGGUUAGAAAUUUAAUGUGAAAUUUCCCCAGAAACGAGAUUUUUUUACGAUGAUUCAUUAACGACUAAGACAUCAAAAUUAUUGAUUUAUUGAUUGAAUUUCCCAUUUUCUAGAGCUCAAAUGGCCCGACGCCUUCUGUUGGCCGUUAUGAACCCGAAUAAAUUCCGAAUUUGCCAAUUUUUGAUUAAAUUCCACGAGAGACGCAAUGAUAAGGUCAUUUUUCCAAGUGUUCCCUUAAGUUAAAAGGUAUUUUUUAGAUCAUUGUCUUCUCCGACAACGUCUUCGCUUUGAAAAAGUACGCGAUCGAAAUGAACAAACCGUUUUUGUACGGUGAAACGAGCCAAAAUGAACGGAUGAAGAUCCUCCAGAACUUCCAGUACAAUCCCCGGGUCAACACCAUUUUUGUGUCAAAGGUAAAGAAAUUCAAAAAAAAAGGAGGAAAAAUAUUUCUUUACGUUCAUUUUUUGAUUUUUUUCUUCAAUAGAAGUUAGGGUAUGAAGGGCUAUUUUUAAAAUUUUAUUGCUUGAAAUAAUUUUUUUUUGACAGUUCUGAAGGUUUUUGCUUCGAGUAACACUGUUUUAAAAACAGAAAUUUCGAAAUCUCAUAACUAAAAUUUUAAAAUUUCUCUAAUUUUCCCUUUUUUCAUCGAAAAUCGCUCACGAAAGUAGCCAUAUUUUACUUGAAUCAUUAUUUCUCAAACUUCAUUUUUUUCUGUUUUUUUGCCUGGGAUUCGCUAUGAACAGAAUUUUUAUGAAGAAGAUAAUUAAUGUCUAUAGGAAUUUUUAUUUUUUUCAAUAUGUGACAAUUUCAUUUUUUUGGGCUAAACUAGGGAACGUUUUUUACCCCCUGGUUGAAAUUUUGAUGAAACUCUGCCGAAGCGUAGGGUCUCCUGAUUCCAGAACAAAAAAACGAUUUCUCGCAAUAUUUCUGCUUUUUCGAAUUCAGAAGAGUCCAAAAUAGUGCUUUUUUUUGCCAUAAAUUACGUAUUUUACGAACUUUUUCUGGGAAGGUUGGCAUAAGAAAUCGUUGAUUUUCCUUUUAUCAAAUUUUUCCUGACUCUUUUCUUUUUUUUCAAGGUCGCCGAUACUUCCUUCGAUUUGCCCGAAGCUAACGUUCUGAUCCAAGUUUCAGCUCAUGGCGGUUCCAGGCGACAGGUUUUUUUUUUAAUCUCGGAAAUGGAAAUAUAAAUCAUUUUCAGGAAGCCCAGCGAUUGGGUCGUAUCCUUCGAGCCAAAAAACACUCAAGUGACCAGUUCAACGCAUUUUUCUACUCCCUGGUAUCGCAAGAUACCGUUGAGAUGGGAUACUCGAGGAAGAGACAACGGUAGAAUAUUUAAAAUUAAAAAGAGCUCAAUUAAAUAACUUUGCAGUUUCUUGGUGAACCAAGGUUACGCCUACAAGGUCGUCAACAGGCUGCCCGGAAUGGAGAAAGAGGACCUGAAACUGGGGACGAAGGUAUGA
Messenger RNA from Caenorhabditis auriculariae, 17866 nucleotides. The record is from the annotation of a GenBank genome assembly. Lineage: Eukaryota; Metazoa; Nematoda; Chromadorea; Rhabditida; Rhabditidae.